This is a messenger RNA of Sesamum indicum (sesame), 2109 nucleotides long. The record is from RefSeq and is a predicted model, not a curated record. Lineage: Eukaryota; Viridiplantae; Streptophyta; Magnoliopsida; Lamiales; Pedaliaceae.
AUUCGAGUCCCGCGGCUAACCCCGUCUCAGUCUGGGGGUCCGUUAUCCGUUGCGGCUUCUCCUGUUUAACUCGGGAUUGGGAUCAUUGGGAAGUGUAAUUUUGCGCCAGCAUUCACACUUCUGAUUCACAAUAAUAAACUCUUAGCCACUUUCCUCAUAGAUAAAUAACUGCCACCCCGCGAGCGCCACGACCCAAAUAAUAUGUCCAAGAUUUUCUUUCUUGAGAUGCUGGUGUGCUACUUUCCUUUUAGAUAAACUGCCAGGCAGCGGGCGCCAGAGGAGCCUAACAAAUUGUUCCAAGAUUUUCUUGAAAUAUUACAGUAGUUGAGGGAGUGAGAAGAUUUGUAGUUUAUUGAUUCAAGAAUCGUAUUUAUUGUCGUCUGUUGUAAUACUAUAACUUCAUGGCAUCCAAGAAAUCUUUACACCGUUUCUUGACCGGAGUUUGGAGGGGAAGACAGAUCAGGAGCUUUGGCGCGUUACCAGAAGGCAGCGCUUCUUCAGAAUCUUCUCAACACCUCAUCAACUUGGAGUACAAUUGGCUAUUUUGCAGUUAUCAUCCUAUACCUAUUGUCUUUUCUCAAGCUAAAGGAUCAUCUAUCUGGGAUCCAGAAGGCAACAAGUAUGUAGACUUCCUCUCAGCUUAUUCUGCUGUUAAUCAGGGUCAUUGCCAUCCCAGGAUCAUGAAAGCAUUGGUUGAACAGGCUCAAAAACUUACGCUGAGCUCGAGAGCCUUUUAUAAUGACAGAUUUCCAGUAUUUGCAGAACGCCUGACCAGCAUGUUUGGAUAUGACAUGGUAUUGCCAAUGAAUACAGGUGCUGAAGGCGUAGAAACAGCGAUGAAGUUGGCUAGAAAAUGGGGCUAUCUUAAGAAAAAAAUCCCAAGAGAUGAGGCUAUAAUUGUUUCAUGUUGUGGCUGCUUUCAUGGUCGCACAUUAGCUGCUAUUUCUAUGAGCUGUGACAAUGAGGCAACACGUGGAUUUUGGCCUUUGUUGCCAGGCCAUCUCAAAGUUGAUUUUGGUGACCAGGCAGCACUUGAGAAAAUAUUUAAAGAAAAAGGGGACCAAAUCGCUGGUUUUCUGUUUGAACCUAUCCAAGGGGAAGCAGGGGUUAUUAUUCCUCCGGAUGGUUAUCUACAAGCUGUCAGAGAUCUUUGCUCAAAAUAUAACAUUCUAAUGAUUGCUGAUGAGAUACAAAGUGGAUUAGCACGUUCUGGAAGAAUGCUGGCUUGUGAUUGGGAAAAUGUCCGCCCUGAUGUUGUAAUAUUAGGAAAAGCUUUGGGUGGCGGAGUGUUGCCAGUGAGUGCUGUUCUUGCAGACAAAGAUGUUAUGCUCUGCAUACAGCCUGGAGAGCACGGAAGCACCUUUGGAGGGAAUCCAUUGGCCAGUGCUGUUGCCGUUGCGUCAUUAGAUGUGAUAAGAGAUGAGAGAUUGGCUGAAAGAUCUGCCCAACUGGGAGAGGAGCUCAGGGAACAACUUGUGAAGGUUCAGCGGCAAUUUCCGAACCUCAUAAAGGAGGUAAGAGGUAAAGGUUUGUUCAACGCUGUGGAGCUUAAUAGCAAAGCUUUGUCCCCCGUGACUGCGUAUGACAUAUGCCUGAGGCUGAAAGAGAGAGGAGUUCUUGCAAAGCCUACCCAUGAUUCUAUUAUUCGAUUAACUCCUCCCCUAUCAAUAAGUCUGGAUGAGCUCCAUGAAGGAUCAAAAGCUCUGCAGGCUGUUCUGGAACUUGAUCUAUUGAAGAUGAAGAAAGAGAAGCCAGAAAAUACUACCUCCCAUGCAGCUGUUGACGCGUGUGAUCGAUGUGGGCGCAACUUGUAUGCUUCUUCAUAACUGCUCUAAUAUAAAUCAGGAUAACUAUUCGAGUCAAUCCCGUUUCCUUGCCCCAGUACCUUAAAUUAAUUAACCCGAAGAGCUUACUGCUUUUCGCACGUAUGUUUGGUGUCAGAUACUUGCUUCUUUUGUUAGUUGUAUUACCCUUUGAGAUCUAGAUCUGCAAUAGAAGAUAGAAUUAAGUGACAUGAUCGAGCGGGGGCCCUAGGCGAACCCGGUAUCUCCAAUGGAUUUUGUCUUUAUGGUGACAGAUAAUGUAGUGUGUAAGGUUUUUCUCAACUUA